AUGCCGCACAAGACACCGCUUGAGGCCAUCUCCCAUGGCGGCGUGGUCAUGCCUGGCAUCCCAACGUUCCCCAGCUACCUGGAGCACCGCAAGCACAUCCUCGUCCACAUGGCGGCCACCUUCCGGUAUUUUGCCCGGUGCAACUUCACCGAGGGCCAGUCGGGCCAUAUCUCGGUCCGGGACCCGGAGCACCCGGGCCUCAUGUGGAUGAACCCGCUCGGCCGGCACUUUGGCAUGCUGACGGCGGGCGACAUGAUCUGCCUGGACAUUGAGUCGGGCAAGAUCGUGUCGACCCUGCGCGGCCAGCCGCACACCCGGACCAUCAACUCGGCGGGCUACCUCAUCCACUCGGCCGUGCACAAGCGGCGCGGCGGCGACGUGCACGCCAUCUGCCACGCCCACAGCAACGCCGGCCGCGCCUGGAGCGUCUUUGCCCGCCCGCUCGAGAUGCUGAACCAGGACAUCUGCUUCCUGCACGAGCACCACGCCGUGUACGCGCAGUACGGCGGCAUCGUGUUUGGCGAGGACGAAGGCGAGAAGAUUGCCGACGCCCUGGGCGCGCACAACAAGGCCGCCAUCCUCAUGAACCACGGCCUCAUCACGGUCGGCGCCACCGUCGACGAGGCCGGCUUCCUCUUUGGCAUCCUGGACCGCUCCUGCGCCAUGCAGCUCCAGGUCGAGGCCGCUGCGGCUAACGGCAUCCCCAAGAACAUCAUCAGCGACGAGGAGGCGAGGUACAACUUUGUCAUGGCGAGCGAGGAGAAUGCCCUGUACCGCGAGGCUCAACCGGAUCUCGAAUACGAGAUGGAGUGCGUCGGGGGCGAGGACAAGCUUGCGAGGGGCUUUGAGGAUCUGGCUUUCGCCGCGUGA
Molecule: messenger RNA, 870 nt
Organism: Microdochium trichocladiopsis
Lineage: Eukaryota; Fungi; Ascomycota; Sordariomycetes; Xylariales; Microdochiaceae
Product: class II aldolase
Exons: 2
Coding region: 1-870 (289 amino acids)
Cellular component (GO): cytoskeleton
Molecular function (GO): actin filament binding
Source: RefSeq, a predicted model, not a curated record